Messenger RNA from Gadus macrocephalus (Pacific cod), 2973 nucleotides. RefSeq names its product SS18 subunit of BAF chromatin remodeling complex (gene ss18). Gene Ontology annotation, biological process: positive regulation of transcription by RNA polymerase II. The transcript has 10 exons. Bases 120 to 1262 code for a protein of 380 amino acids. Gene Ontology annotation, molecular function: transcription coactivator activity. Lineage: Eukaryota; Metazoa; Chordata; Actinopteri; Gadiformes; Gadidae. The record is from RefSeq and is a predicted model, not a curated record. Gene Ontology annotation, cellular component: nucleus.
CUCGUAUAGUGGGUCACUGCAUUCCAAAAUAGCGUAUUCAACUGCUAAUCUGAGGUCUUCCGAAUCGUGCAGUGUGUUACCACUUUAUGCUGUAUUUUGCGCUUUCCUAGGUUAUCGCCAUGUCGGUGGCUUUCGCACCUCACAGGCAGCGUGGAAAGGGGGAUAUCACUCCCGCAGGAAUACAAAAGUUACUAGAUGAGAACAACCAACUGAUCCAGUGUAUAAUGGACUUCCAGAGUAAAGGCAAGACUGCAGAAUGUUCACAAUAUCAGCAGAUGCUCCACAGAAAUCUAGUGUACCUGGCAACGAUAGCAGACUCAAAUCAAAACAUGCAGUCCCUUCUACCAGCGCCGCCCACUCAGAACAUGUCCAUGGGCCCCGGUGGUAUGAACCAGAGCGGAGCUCCCCCCCAGCCUCCACACAGUCACAACAUGCCCUCGGAGGGCAUGGGCAGCGGAGGGCCCCCGGCCCCGCACAUGCAGGGCCAGAUGAACGGACAGAUGCCUGGACCUAACCAUAUGCCCAUGCAAGGACCCGGACCCGGCCCCAACCAGCCGCCCAACAUGCCCGCCGGGUCCAUGAACAUGCCCCCCAGCAGCCACGGAACCAUGGGCGGCUACAACCACGCCGUCCCCUCCUCCCAGGGCAUGCCGGCCCAGAGCCAGAUGAACAUGACUCAGGGCCAGCCUAUGGGCAACUACGGCCCCCGGCCCAACAUGAACAUGCAGCCCAACCAAGGUCCCAUGAUGCACCAGCAGCCUCCCUCACAGCAGUACAAUAUGCCCCCUGGUGGCACCGGCCAGCACUACCAAGGCCAACAGAACCCCAUGGGUAUGAUGGGCCAGGUCACCCAGGGGAACCAUGUCAUGGGCCAGAGGCCCAUGCCACCUUACAGACCCCCGCAGCAAGGACCCCCACAGCAGUACCCAGGGCAGGAAGACUACUAUGGCGACCAGUACAGUCACGCAGGACAGGGCGCCUCAGAAGGUAACGCGCAGUACGUCCAGAACCAGGAGGCGUACCAGCAAGGCCCGCCCCAGCAGCAAGGCUACCCACCCCAGCAGCAGUAUCCCGGCCAGCAAGGCUACCCUCCGCAGCAACAGGGAUACGGUCCUUCCAGAGCGCCCCGGGCAGUACCCCAACUACCCCAGGGGCAGGGGCAGCAGUACGGGCCUACCGCCCACCUCAGCCGGACCCCCCCAGGGCCAGCAGCAGCGCCCUAUGCCUACGAACAGGGCCAGUAUGGAAAUUACCAGCAAUGAAAAGAUGGUCACAGCAAACCCACACAGCCCCGCUCUGACCUCUUCUCUGAGCUUUGACCUCUGGGGUCAUCUGUUGAGUAGAAUUUUAAAUUAUGGCUGCAGCUCGAUGAGACACACCCAGCGCGCGCGCACACACACACACACACACACACACACACACACACACACACACACACACACACACACACACACACACACACACACACACACACACACACACACACACACACACACACACACACACACACACACACACACACACACACCGAUUCCCUCUUCUGGAACAAUCCAUCGGGGCGCUCAUCCACACCUGUAAGAUGUAUUGUUGUGUUGUCAACGCUGACGUGAUGCGGCCCGUUUCUCAGAGCUCUUUCUCCGGUCGCGGCGGUCUCUCCGAGCAGCGUAGCCUUAACAACACCAAACAAACAGAGCUGCCUUAUCGUACAAACAUUGCAGUUUUUGUGAAACUGGCAUACAAAACGUGAAAUUUGGGGUAUCACCAAUUGUUUUAAAUGUACCAACUCGCUAGGUAGGUGGAUGCAUUCCCCCCCGCCCCCUCCCUCUCGCUCCCUGUCAAUGAGAAGCAAUAAUGCCAACAGUAGAGAUACGCUUUUUUGAUGAGGUUAACUUUGUCUAUGACUUUGGAGACUAGUCCUAAAUACUGUGUUGUUUAUUUCCUUAACUGUACGUGUCAAUGUAUCUUUUUGGUUAUGAUCUUUUAUGAUGAUCCCAUCCGGCACAUUUUGUAUUAUUUUGUUUUGUUUUAUGUAUUUCUUUGAUGAAUUGUAUCUGUCUAAAUUACAAUUUCAAGACCGAUGUGGUCGCCCCACGGUGGCUUUGGUGGUACAAACACAUGCUCCUGCACAAUAUGGCGCUAAAAUACAAACCUAAUCGGUAUACUUUUUGGACCUGGACUGAAUCGUUAAAAAUGUAGCAUGCCGGCCCGGCUUUGGUGAAACUGAACUAGAACUAUUAAUUUAUAUAAACCAUUUUCAGGGUUUUCUACUUUAUUUAGCUCACACAGGGAUCUACCAAAUUUGCCAUUAGAGGAAUAGCCGUCUGCGUGGUUGGAAAAGUGUGCCGAAGCAGAAGACGCAUAGCGGACAUCUUUUGAAAUGUAAGGCCAUCCCUCCCUGCUUGCCAAAGCCUUCUCCUAUUAUUUGAAUUAGUUGUUUAACUAAAGUCCACGGCCAUUUUGUCCACUGACUGCAAACCAAUGAUUGCGGGGGUGAAAAACCACCCCAAUCUUAACUACGGUUUUGUCAUCCUUGACAAUGCCGGAGGAUUAUCUCCUUGAAUAGACUUCUGAGGCAAUGCCAUCGAUAAAGUGUUGUGUACGAAUCAUCCGAAAAAAAACUUGUUACUAUCAUAUAUGUAACAUAAGAUGUGAAAAUAAUGUUUUGGAGAGAAAAAAGGAUUUCAUAAUUUUACAGUUUAAAAAAAGAAAAACAACGGGUGGUGCAGUUGUGGCUACAGCCGCUUGAUAUGUGUCCUAUGGUCAGUGUUGCCAGGUUGGGUGGGAAAUCUGACCCAACCUGGCAACACUGCUUAGUUGAUCUGGUGUACAGUGGCAUAGAGGAGGAACAGACACGGUCGUCCUCAUCUUGUUUAUAUGGCUGUUUAAUAUUUUUCAUUCUGCACCCAUUCGCAACAGUGUCGGUUGUCAUUGAAAUGUAAAACUGUACAUUAUAAUAAACUACAAAAAAACAAA